This is a messenger RNA of Saprolegnia parasitica CBS 223.65, 435 nucleotides long. RefSeq lists its product as hypothetical. The coding region runs from base 1 to 435 and encodes 144 amino acids. The transcript has a single exon. Gene Ontology annotation, molecular function: phosphatidylinositol binding. The record is from RefSeq and is a predicted model, not a curated record. NCBI's taxonomy places the organism in Eukaryota, Oomycota, Saprolegniomycetes, Saprolegniales, Saprolegniaceae.
AUGACUCGGAAGCGCGCAACGAGCAUGGACGCACCGACGACAGUUGAUGGCUCCUUGCCGCCAGCUUCGUUCACUGUCCGCGCCGUGUCAUUCACACUGCGCUUUGGAAAGGGUAGUGUAUACGUCUUCCACGUCCAAGUCGGAAGUGACCCCGUGCUCGUCGUGACAAAAACCCGGCGCGAGUGCAAAAAGCUGUAUGCGUCCCUGAAGCACUUUGUACGUUGCCCGUUGCCGCCGUUUCCUCCCAAGGCGGGCUUGCUGCGCUCUAAAGAGGUAUCAAACGCGGAGUCGACGUCGUUCAUGCAGGACUUCCUGGAGCACCUCCUUGCGAUUCCCGCCGUUCGUUCUGCCAAGGUCACGCAGGAAUUCUUCCUCGUGCAGACACCGCUGGUUUGCCGUCGUCCAAGUCUGCCAAGGCUUGUCAGCAUUUUGUAA